AUGGCUGGUCCCAGAAUAGCCUGCAUUGGGGUGAUUGGAAAAGCUGACAACCCCCUUCAUAUCGCUCUAUUCCCACCUUAUUCCGACGCGAUGAUUGAAUUCUCAUUCUUACUCAAUUCCUGCCUCGAUAUCUUUGAGAUUCGGCGGAAGCAAACCUCCAUUGACCAGGAUCUCGGCCUCCUUCACGCCAUCGACGAAAGAUUGGCUGCCUAUGGCUGGCUUACAACCACGGGUGUGAAGCUUUUGAUCAUCGUAGAUCUCUUUGGUCCCGAGGCUACCAGUGCAAGACUGGUUGGCCCUGCAGUCAGUGGCCUUAGAGACUCGGAUCUCAAGCCAGCAUUUCGGGCCCUACAGAGCGCAUAUAUUCAGCUGCUUCAGAACCCAUUUUACUCGCCAGAUGACCACGUCCCUACGCCAGGGGUGACGGCCGGGUCAGCCUCCUCCUGCCAUUCAAUUUCCAAUUCAAAAUUUAUAGCGGAUGUUAAGCGCAUAGGUGAAACAUGGGUGCCUGGGGCUGGAGUAUAA
Messenger RNA from Penicillium pulvis, 525 nucleotides. RefSeq lists its product as uncharacterized. The transcript has 3 exons. NCBI's taxonomy places the organism in Eukaryota, Fungi, Ascomycota, Eurotiomycetes, Eurotiales, Aspergillaceae. Gene Ontology annotation, cellular component: cytoplasm; TRAPP complex; nucleus. Gene Ontology annotation, biological process: endoplasmic reticulum to Golgi vesicle-mediated transport. The coding region runs from base 1 to 525 and encodes 174 amino acids. The record is from RefSeq and is a predicted model, not a curated record.